Danio aesculapii is the source of this 4552-nucleotide messenger RNA. It is a transcript of the gene slc38a2, whose product is annotated as solute carrier family 38 member 2. Gene Ontology annotation, molecular function: L-glutamine transmembrane transporter activity. Bases 299 to 1813 code for a protein of 504 amino acids. The record is from RefSeq and is a predicted model, not a curated record. The transcript has 16 exons. NCBI's taxonomy places the organism in Eukaryota, Metazoa, Chordata, Actinopteri, Cypriniformes, Danionidae. Gene Ontology annotation, biological process: L-glutamine transport; amino acid transmembrane transport.
GAGCAUCGGAACACGACUGUGAUACCGGACGCGCCCAGAACACAUCUCCGUUAAUCUCCGACAUUAAUAUUAACGUUUUUUAUUGUUACACUAGGCGUUUGUAGUAUUACAGUGUUCCUGUUUAUGUCUUACUUUAUUAAUUAUUAAGAAUAUUUAUUUGAUAUCUAUAACGGUACAUUUUUUAAAGUGUUAGCCAUUUGUUAUCGAUUUCUGGAACAUUCUUCACAACCUGCCGGAUUUGCUCACUUUUUUCCAUUCAUACCGGAGCUGAAAAAACGGAUUUCUCUUUAAUUUGAGAAUGAACAAAGCCCCGGCACAGAUGAGUCGCUUUAACAUCGCUCCAGACAUGGACAGCAGCAGUACAAACAGCAAUGAAUACACAAGCUACCAGGACUGUGCCUCGAAAGUCCCUCUCAAUGGGAUUCAGUAUAGUGAUGUGGAAGCAGAAAGUCAGAACUUCCUGUCAGAUCAUCACUUGGGGAAGAAGAAAUAUGAGGCUGAAUAUAGCCCUGGAUCUGCGUCAUUCGGGAUGUCAGUGUUUAAUUUGGGCAAUGCCAUCAUGGGAAGUGGAAUCCUAGGACUUUCUUAUGCCAUGGCCAACACCGGUAUCGCCAUGUUUGUGAUCCUGCUGGUGGCUGUGGCCAUUUUCUCGCUGUACUCAGUCCAUCUGCUGCUCAAAACGGCCAAUGAAGGAGGGUCUCUGGUGUACGAACAGCUGGGGUACAAAGCGUUCGGGAUUCCUGGCAAGCUGGCAGCGUCCUGUUCUAUCACUAUGCAGAACUUUGGAGCUAUGGCGAGCUACCUCUACAUUGUGAAGUACGAGCUGCCCAUCGUCAUCAAGGCCUUCUUAGACACCAAUGACAAUGCGUGGUACACUAAUGGAGAUUACCUGGUAUUGAUCGUCACUAUGAGCAUCAUCCUGCCGCUCUCGCUGCUCAAAAACCUGGGUUAUCUGGGCUACACCAGUGGUUUCUCCUUGUUGUGCAUGGUGUUCUUCCUCAUUGUGGUGAUCUACAAGAAGUUCCAGAUCCCCUGUCCACUGCCUGAAAACUUCAUUAACAUCACAGUGAACGUCUCUCAGCCGCCGCAGACCAACAACAGCACCGAUGAAGAGUGCUGCAAACCCAAAUACUUCAUCUUCAACUCACAGACUGUGUAUGCUGUGCCCAUCCUGACCUUUGCCUUUGUGUGCCAUCCGGCCAUUCUGCCCAUGUAUGAGGAGCUCAAAGAUCGCUCCAGGAGGAAGAUGCAGAAUGUUGCGAAUGUGUCGUUUCUGGGAAUGUUUAUUAUGUAUCUGCUGGCUGCGCUGUUUGGAUACCUGACCUUCAACGAGGCUGUUGAACCCGAGCUCCUGCACACAUACUCAAAGGUCUACAAUUUCGAUGUGGUGCUUCUGAUCGUGCGUUUUGCCGUCCUGACCGCCGUUACAUUAACUGUGCCUGUGGUUCUCUUCCCGAUCCGCACCUCUGUCAACCAUCUGCUGGGUGCCAGUAAGGAAUUCAGCUGGCCGCGCCACAUCUGCAUCACCGUCGCUCUGCUGGUCUGCGUCAACAUCCUCGUCAUCUUCGUUCCCACCAUCAGAGACAUCUUCGGCUUCAUCGGUGCGUCUGCUGCUGCUAUGCUGAUUUUCAUCCUACCUUCAGCUUUCUACAUCAAACUAGUGAAGAAAGAGUCCAUGAAAUCUGUCCAGAAAAUCGGGGCCACAUUGUUUCUCAUUAUGGGCUUCCUGGUGAUGACUGGCAGCAUGGCCUUGAUCAUCAUGGACUGGAUCCACAAUGCGUUAUCUUCAGAAGAACACACUGGUGGUCAUUAGUGGGCGUGUCAUGACUGUGAUUGACAGGCAGGUGGGCGGAGCCGAGCCGCUUGCGCUGCUACUGAGAUCUAGAAGAAGCUGCUCUAUUAUCAGCGCAGAGCAAAGACAAACAUCCCAUUCUGAGAGAAUGUCCUGAACUUUGUACAGUAUCCCAUUAGGCCACACAGAUGGUGAUCCACGCGUAUUUGUUUUGUUGUUGAUUUGCUUUUCUUUUUUACGUUGUUCGUCUGGUACAGCUGGUACGGGAGCGUGUGCGUCCUUCGCCGGUUUCAGGUUUAGCGUUUCGUUUUCUCAAAAACCAAAAGCGUACUGAGCGAGCGGAGCGAUCCGUUUGUACCUUUGCCAAAAACAAUACUGGUGUUUUUAUAUGUGGAAAAGCACUUACUCUUUAUUCAGCAAAUGUGAAAAACAGAACUGUCAUUUCGCACAUUUUGCCUGUGCUUUAAAUUGCAUUGGUUACGAUGCCAUUUAUACUGUAAUACUACUACUUGAGUCACCUUGACCUGUCAUGUAGAUCUACUAAUGAACAAAUAAUCAGCAGUAGUUGUUGAUUUCAGACAGGCGGAACGGCUGAAUUUCACCACAGCGAUGGCUGCUUUAAAGUCGAUGUGAGAUUAAACUCACUUUUUAUUAUCUAAUCAUGAAUGGUUUUUCAUCGCGUGUUACCUGAAACGAUACGACACAUCAAAAUAAUGUUCAUUAAUACUUUAAAACUAUCAUUUAUAGGGCUUUUCACAUAUUAAUGAUGAUGACUAUAUAAAUAUAGCAAUAUUAAAACUAUAUUCGUGUCCAGACCAGCAAGCGGGUUUUUUUUUUUUUGCAGUACCCCCUUGUAGCCAGCAGAUGUCAUCAGUGUGCUGCAUUUUAGCAAAUCUGACCAGUGAAUCCAGCUCGUGUAAUCUAUAUAUUAUAAUAAAUAUAGUGAAUUUAGCCAUCGCAGUCAGUGUAGUGAAAUAAAAACAUAAUUUCAUUAUUUCCUCCAGCAUUUACAAACACGCCAAAACUAGCACUGGGUAACUGGGGUACUUUUAUUUUUAUGCUUUAGCUUUUUUGCUAGCUGUGUAUUUCUCAUGGAAUAACCAAUUAUAUUAUAGUCAUUAUCUUAAAUAAUAUUUGAAUAGAAGGCUUAACAUCGAGCAGAGCUUCUCCACAAUGUCCCCUGUAGAUUUAAAUUGCACAAAAUCUUUAUAUUUAAUGUAUUCUGACUGGCUGUCAGGGUUUUAUGAUUUAUUAGCUGGGAAAAUUCGUCUGAAAGUAAUUAAAUUCUCCACAUCUUUAUGGUUAUAGCUGUGAUUUGUACUGCUGCUGGUUUACAUUCACACUUUAUCUUUAUUGUUUUAUUUAUAGUGAUCAUAUUUGGUGUGAACGGCCUCUUAGUCUAUUGUAGGAUCUAAAAACUUCCUUUAAUGUUUUUUAACAUUAAUACAAUGAAGGUAGCGAUAACGUUAGUGAAUAAUGAUGAUUUAAUAUUCAUCACAUUACUAAAGUCAAAUGAGCUGCUAAUGUUGUUUCACGUUGACCUGAAAUAACACAAUCACGGUUAUCGAUAGUCGAAAUGAUUGAGUCAUUGGUUAAGACUAUUGUAGAUGCAUCCUUUCUCAAAUCCUUAACAUUAAUAUAACGAAGGUUACGACAAUAAUAGCGAAUAAUGGUCAAAAUUAAACAUUUAAAGGGAUAGUUCACCCAUAAAUAAAAAUGUAAACUAUUUAUUCACCCUUAAAUGAUUCCAAACUUUUAAGAACUUCAUUCAGCUGUCAAACAAAAAGAAGAUAUUUUGAAGAAUGUUGGAAACCGGUAACCAUUAACUCGCAUAGUAGGAAAAACUAAUACUACUGGAAGUCAAUGGUUUUUCAGCAUUCUUCAAAAUAUCUUCUGUGUUCAGCAGAAGAAAGAAGCUCAUGUUAAGUAAAUGAUGACAGAAUUUCUAUUUUUGCGUGAACUGUCCCUUUAAGACACGUUGUUUUUAUGUUUACUGUGCUUAUUAUGGCCGCUUUACCUGUGUGAACGGGGAAACGGAAGUGAAAUGAGUUUAAGUUUGCGUUAACUUUAAAGCAUCUCUGUUCAAUGGUCAUUAGUUCUGCUGGUUUUAUGUUGUAAGGCGCAGAAUCCGAUGCCAAACAUCGCUGUUGAAGAGUGAUUAAUUUACCAUUUCAGUGUUUGCCAUCGGCAGCUUGAAGAUACUCCAUUAUUGAGAGACAGACAGAUAGACAGAUGAGGAGUGUGUGUCGUACACUAAUCAGCCGUUAUGAGUGUGAUGAAUGACCACACACACACACACACACACACACCUCACUGUGUGCUUCCAACAGCUCAACCUCACGUGUCAUCAACCUGUUACUCUCCAGCCGUUAUUUAUGGAAAAACAUCAGUGUAAUUUAAUCUAUUUUACUAUAUUUAUAUAUGAAUAUAUAUUGUAUAUAUGUGUAUAGACCACCGAAUGAUGAAGUGUAUAUAUGCUGUUGUUUUGGGCUUUUUAUUUCUCAAGUUUGCUCAACAUGUUUAAAAUAUGGCUUUACAUGUCCCUCAGUGUGUGUUUCGGGGGUUUUGAUCGACCCUCCACACACACACACACACACAUGAACACACUUUUACAUUACUACUAAAAUGCUGUACUUAAACCCGCGAGGAGUGAAGCUCCUCAUGUGCAAGAGGCCAUUCCUGCGAAUGAUACGCUCUUGUUUCAAUGAAACACUAUGUAUAUCAUGUAAUUAAUGUCUAUUAAAGGUUCAAGAUUACCCA